Linum trigynum is the source of this 1527-nucleotide messenger RNA. The record is from the annotation of a GenBank genome assembly. NCBI's taxonomy places the organism in Eukaryota, Viridiplantae, Streptophyta, Magnoliopsida, Malpighiales, Linaceae.
AUGGCCGAUUCCGAGAAAUUGACCGCGUUGAAGAAGGCCUAUGCCGAAAUCAUACUGAACACGGCGAAGGAGGCGGCGGCGAGGGUAUUGGUUUCGGAGAGGAAAGCUCAGCGGUACCAGCGGGAGAUCUUCGCGGCCAAGGACGACGCGUUGCGGAUGCUUCUCCGGCUCAAACAGAUGUUGGAUGCUAAGGUCAGUGAAGCAGAAAUCACAUCAUCGAAUCAACAGAAAAGGAUUGAUGAGCUAGAAGCACAGCUUGGGGAAGCUGAGGAUAUAGUUAAAGAUCUUAGAGCAGAGUUGAGAGAACUGCAGGAUGAGUUGGAGAGAUUAACAACCAAUCAAGUGCAGCCCUUGUGUGAAAGAAGCCCUGGCUCUGAUAAUACUCUUGAGACGACAACAUUGGAGCAGAACAUAAUUUGCACUUCUGUUCCUGUGGUCUCCUCUUUACCUGCCCUUGAGACUGACCCUGUUCCAACUAUUGGCAUUACAAAUUCUUCUUCGAAGGGCACAUACAAUGACCACCAGAACAAACACUGUACGGAAACUGGUACUGAUAAGGACAUUUGCUUUGUUUGUGAUCCUGAUUUUGCUUCCAUAAUGAUAAGAAGCAAAGAGCCCGAGCUGUUAAAAAAUGGAUGCACUCACAGAAUCCGUGCUUUGGAAGGAAAUAUCUUGGGUGGAACUCUUGCCAUUACUGGUCAGGGUAAUGGUGGAAAAAAUCACAAGGACGAGAAGCAUACAUGUCAAAAACUUGCUCCAAAGCAUGAACUUGCACCUGGUAUGGAGAAUAACCAAGAUGAAGUAAAGACAGAAUCCGAAUCUAUUCGAGCUUAUGCCUUGAAGUCUUUCCACAGAAAACGGAAGAGAGCCAAUAGAUAUAGAAAGCAGAAUGUAUGUUUUAGGAGGUUUCUUGAUCAGAAUCCAGACAACAGCAAUGCUAAAUUUGGAGAUGAUCCUGUGAGAGUUGAGGAUAAAGAUCCUGAAUUUGAGGUGGCUGGAAGAAAAGAAAUUCCAGAGUCGAACGAAUCGAGCAUACAGUCUGGAUUGGCAGAAGUUGGGGAAGAAAAUAAUGCAGGGUUUUCUCUUAGGGCUUGUUCGGUCCAAAUGACCAGAAGCAAUGAUGAGAUGUCAAUGGUGGGCAUGGAGGAGGAUGUUAAGUCUGUGGAGUAUCCCAAGGUUGUAGCUAGUAAAUCUGAUAAUGAGAUUGCCAUUGUCUCGUUGGCAGAAAACUCAGAGCCCAAGGAACUAAAAGAAGCAACUGAUUCGAUUCCUGCACAGCCGGUAAGUAACAAGUUCAUAAAGUACACCUUCACAAGGAAACGGAAGAAAGACUCUCUUAGCACCUGUGAUGGGAAUUCGUCGAUCGAGGAUGGCCUUCUGAAGAGAAGGAUGGUUGAGAAGGAAGAUGGUUCAGUGGAGUGCCAGUCAAGCUUGGCCACCCAAUUGGCUAGCAGCAGUCAGAGGCUGGACCAGGUUUCUUGUGAGGAAUCACAGCUUGCGAGUUCGUCGGAGAAGAAAUUGGAUUAG